Molecule: messenger RNA, 2329 nt
Organism: Brassica napus (rape)
Lineage: Eukaryota; Viridiplantae; Streptophyta; Magnoliopsida; Brassicales; Brassicaceae
Product: probable N-acetyl-gamma-glutamyl-phosphate reductase, chloroplastic
Exons: 15
Coding region: 1114-1980 (288 amino acids)
Biological process (GO): DNA recombination; DNA replication; DNA repair
Cellular component (GO): nucleus
Molecular function (GO): DNA binding; NAD binding; N-acetyl-gamma-glutamyl-phosphate reductase (NADP+) activity
Source: RefSeq, a predicted model, not a curated record
AUGUUGGUGCAGGCAAAUCUCAUCAAACAUGACAACAUUAUCAUCGACGCAAAAUCUGGUGUUAGUGGAGCAGGACACUGGUGCUAAGGAGGCGAAUCUUUACUCUGAGAUAGCUGAAGGCAUUUCUUCUUAUGGAGUCACACGGCAUCGCCAUGUUCCUGAAAUUGAACAAGGCUUAUCUGAUGUUGCACAAUCAAAAGUAACAGUCAGUUUUACACCGCAUCUCAUGCCAAUGAUCCGCGGAAUGCAAUCGACUAUCUAUGUGGAAAUGGCUCCCGGAGUUAGAACACAAGACUUGUACCAGCAGUUAAAAUCGUCUUAUGAGGGGGAGAUGGUAUCAAACCGAUGAAGACAGUCCGACCAGAUGAGUUUGGUUCUCCAUAUUCUAAAGACUCAAUCCUAUCCAUCGCGAACAGCAACAACAACCAGACGAGGUGAAGUUUGUCCUCACUCUCGAAAUUUAAAGUUUUUUUUGUUUUCUGAUUGGAUUCGACUUUUAAGAUAUGAGGGGAAAAAAACUUUUACAUUUUGAAUCUGCGUAUCUAAUUGAUUGAUUAACAUUCUUGCUGUUGAGGUCUUGCUUCUCUUAAACAAGACCAUUGCCACGACCAGAGAUGUAAUUCGCUCACUUUCUACUGAUGGAACAAGAAGAGGCAGAUAUUGACAACAAACUUGCAUUCGACUUCAUUCUCUGGAGAAGGACUUUAGGAUUGUUCGCUUGUGGAGAAACUAUAACAAAGAAUCAGGAAACACCAUUGAAAUGGUGGUUGUUGAUAAAGAAGGGACCAGAAUUCAUGCUUCAGUUGGUGAACAACUCAUCAAAAAAUUCGAUGACAAGCUACGCGAGGGAGAUGCGAUUGUCCUCCAGUUGUCAAAGUGUACGAUGCUACUAGUGAAUACCGUACGACGCCACAUCCUUACAAAAUUGGCUUCUUUCACACAACAUUUGUUGGAAUAGCUGAUGAUUUUCCAACUGCAGUUCCCGAAAAGUAUUUCGCGGACUUCUCUGAUAUUCUUGGUGGAAAUCUGGAUCAUAGCUGUUUGGUUGACGUGGUUGGCCAAAUAGUUAACUUCGGGUCUCUGGAAAACAAAAUAAUAAAAGGAAAGGACAACAUGAGGCUCUUGGUUGAGUUGCGUGACCCAAAUAAUGUGAAGAUGAUGUGUACUCUGUGGGGUUGUUAUGCUAAACAAGUAUACGAUUACAGUAGGAGUAACAUGUCCACCAUGAUUAUUUGUGUGAUCAGAUUCUGUUCUAUUAAAGAGUGGAAAGGUACUUACUCCAUAUCUAGCGGGUAUAAUUCAACCCAUAUCCUGCUCAACCCAACACUCGAUUUUAUUGAGGAGUUCAAAGCAAGUCUCCCUGAUGAUUCACUUGCUCUUACGAACAACGAUAGUAGCCAAUGGUCUGUUGGUACUGCUACUUCUAUUCGUGCCAGGUUUUUUGUUCUUAAUGAGAGGCUAACCAUCGGAGAGAUCAUUGAUAGCUCUGUGGUUGGCACUUUUGUUACUCUUGGGACCAUUGAAACAAUUGAUACUGAACGUGGCUGGCAAUAUCUAAGUUGCAAAUACCACAACAAAAAAGUGAUGCCUACAACCAAUGUUGAUGCUGAUGAUCGGCCCUUGUUCUUCUGCAAUACGUGUGACAAAGAACACAGUGAUGUUAUUUCCAGGUUCAAAUUAAUUGCCAAUGUCAAGGACGAUAGCGGCGAGGCUAAUUUUCUGUUGUUUGAUGCUAAUGCUCAAGCAAUUGUGCGUCAUUCUGCUGCUGAACUCUAUGACGAGAAUGAAGAUGAAGACUUCUUACCUGAAGCAGUGAGCGAUCUCUUUGGUAAGAGAGUCCUUUUUGAGAUUUCAGUUGACGCUGAUAACAUCAAAACAUCAAAGGAAAGAGUUCUCAGUAUGUUGUUCGAUUGGCUACUGAUGACCGUGAAAUGGUUGAGGAAUUUGCUGAUUUGCCUCCUAAAUCUAACCCGGUACUAAUGUUGGAGUCCGCAGAUGAUAUUUCCUCUGGUUCUGUUGGUUUUACAGCAACUCCUUUGUCCAAAAGAAAAAGCGAACAAGAUGACGACAGUUGCCUUGAGGAUCAACACUCUGUUAACAAGAAACUCUCUCAAAAGAAACUCAAGGGCGAGUGAGCUGUCUCUUUUUGAUGAGUUGCCGUCCUUUAUAGUGUUAUGGCUUUGUUUUUGCUUCAUUUUUUAAAACUUUGUCUGAGUAUCUUUGUCUUUGGUUUUGUUUAAGAUUUUGGUCUGAUCAUCUUUGUUUUUUGCUUUUAAUUGGAAUAAAAAUUUAUCAAGUUCUAAUAUAAACCAGACAACCUUUUCUUUGG